AUGAGGCUCAUCUGGGUGGGGCUCUUCGUCCUUGCUGUCGCCUUCGCGGCUGACAAGAAGAAGGAGAAGAAGGAGGAGGAGACGACCAAGGACGAGAAGAAGGAGGAGAAAGAGAAAAAAGACAAGACCACCGAUUUGGGACAUGGCUUCUCCAAAGACAUCGAAUGGGUCGAGUGGAGCAAGGCCGUCGGCGUCGCCAAGGAUCUGAACAAGCCCAUUUUCUUCCUGAUCCACAAGACGUGGUGCGGAGCUUGCACGAACCUAAAGCGCGAGUUCAAGAACUCCAAGGACACCAAGGAGCUCAUCGAGCUGUCGAAGAACUUUGUGAUGGUGAACGUUGAGGAUGACGAUGAGCCUGAGGAUGACAAAUAUGCUCCUGAUGGAGGAUACAUUCCUAGAAUUCUGUUCCUUGACGCCGACGGUGAACCCCUUACCACCAACAACGCCAAGCGCUACAAGAACAACCAAUACUUCUACCCCCUGGUCCCCCAGGUCAUCGACGCCAUGAAGAGGGCCUUCGAUGAGUACAUUGGCAUCGUUGAGAAGAAGGACGACGAGGAGCCGACGCCACCUACUGAGAAGGAUGAAAAGAAGGAGAAGAAGGAGGGCAAGAAGAAGGCUGAAAAGAAGGAAGAGGAGGAGAAGGAGGAGGAGGAUGAGGAGAAGAAAAAGGAAAAGAAGGAGAAGAAGGAGAAGGACGAGAAGAAAAAGGACGAAAAGAAGAAGGACGAGAAGAAGAAGGACGAAAAGAAGAAGGACGAGAAGAAGAAGGAUAACAAGGAAAAGAAGGACAAGAAGCAGGAUGAAAAGAAGGACAAGAAAGACAAGAAGGACAAGAAAGACAAGAAGAAGGACGAGGACAAGAAGGAGAAGAAGGACAAGAAAAAGGCCAAGAAUGAGGAGCUG
Molecule: messenger RNA, 906 nt
Organism: Mesorhabditis spiculigera
Lineage: Eukaryota; Metazoa; Nematoda; Chromadorea; Rhabditida; Rhabditidae
Source: the annotation of a GenBank genome assembly